AUGUCUUUUGAUGGUGAUGUGACGAGGACGCUCGUGCCGGCUACGUUCUCCGACUCAAAUGCGCCCGUGAUGAGCAUUGGGUCUUUACCUUUUGGAUCGGAUAGACCACGGCCGAGUCGGAUAGACUUUGGACGGGCGGGCCAUCUGCAAAACUCUUGGGCAGUGGGAUCGUCUCUGGAUCUGCUCCUCCAAGGUCAGUCCUCUCUGAAUCGAUACGUUGUUAUGGGUGCUAAUGGUUAUUCAAUGAAGGCGUCAUCCUUGCCCAGACGUAUCAUUACUUUGUUCAUCAUUCGGCGACUGACCGAAAACGCCUUCGUGCCCUU
Acaulospora colombiana is the source of this 323-nucleotide messenger RNA. NCBI's taxonomy places the organism in Eukaryota, Fungi, Glomeromycota, Glomeromycetes, Diversisporales, Acaulosporaceae. The record is from the annotation of a GenBank genome assembly.